This is a messenger RNA of Orbilia oligospora ATCC 24927, 636 nucleotides long. RefSeq lists its product as uncharacterized. NCBI's taxonomy places the organism in Eukaryota, Fungi, Ascomycota, Orbiliomycetes, Orbiliales, Orbiliaceae. Gene Ontology annotation, cellular component: cytosol. The record is from RefSeq and is a predicted model, not a curated record. The transcript is spliced from 2 exons. Gene Ontology annotation, molecular function: FMN binding; oxidoreductase activity. Bases 1 to 636 code for a protein of 211 amino acids.
AUGGCGUUCGGAAAGUCCUCAACCAAGUCUGUCGCUGUCAUCAUCAGCUCAGUCCGCCCAGGCCGAAACGGCCCCAAAGUUGCCGGUUUCAUUAUUGACACUCUCAAGAAAACCCUUCCUCAAGACGUUUCUCUCAAGAUCGUUGACGUCGCCGAAUGGAAAUUGCCAACAUUCGAGCAAGCCGAGAUUCCAUUCCUUAUUCAGAGUCCUGAACUCUACUCCAAUGAGCUCGCCACUCGAUGGAGCCGUGAGAUUGGCAGUCAUGAUGGUUUCAUCUUUCUUGUUCCAGAAUACAAUGGCUCCUACGCUGGCUCUCUUAAGAAUGCCUUCGAUUACCUCUAUCAUGAGUGGUCCGGAAAGCCAGCUAUGAUUGUCAACUACGGCGGACGCCCAGUCGAAAUGCUCUACGGUGGCAAGCAUUUCACCGAUAUCCUCAGCCAGCUACAAAUGAAACUCCCCAGCAUCCUUCCAAAAAUCAGUAUUGCUACUAUGGACCGCGAGAAGACUGCUGCAGGUCAAGAACUAGUGUUCUACGAAAAAUCAGUCGAGGAACAAGUCCGAUCCGAUAUUUCCAACGCGUGGGAGGAUAUUCUGAAGAAUUUACAAGUUUCGAGCGUCUCUCCCGCCAGUGCUUAA